This is a messenger RNA of Aureobasidium subglaciale EXF-2481, 2043 nucleotides long. RefSeq lists its product as uncharacterized. Gene Ontology annotation, cellular component: nucleus. Gene Ontology annotation, molecular function: zinc ion binding; DNA-binding transcription factor activity, RNA polymerase II-specific; DNA binding. The transcript is spliced from 2 exons. Lineage: Eukaryota; Fungi; Ascomycota; Dothideomycetes; Dothideales; Saccotheciaceae. The record is from RefSeq and is a predicted model, not a curated record. Gene Ontology annotation, biological process: DNA-templated transcription; regulation of DNA-templated transcription. The coding region runs from base 1 to 2043 and encodes 680 amino acids.
AUGUUAUCGGCUUCGAACACUCCAAAUAUGCGCGAAGGUCGUCAGAAACGCAUGCCCAUCAACUGUGAGCCAUGUCGUAUUCGCAAGAUCCGAUGCUCUCGUGAUGGCAUUCCCUGUGGCACUUGCAAGAGACGCGGAGUUCCGCCAGCAAAUUGUUCAUUCGCCCAGCGACCACCACGAGAUUCAUCUAUCAAUCUGGGGCCAGGAAUGCCUAUCUCGCCUAUAUCGACUACCCGGUCACCAGGACAGUCAACAGACGAAGAUCUAGUUGCACGAAUCGCACGAAUCGAAAGGAUGCUCGCGAAUCAGCAACGACAAACUCAAGACGGCUCUAAUAACUUUGCCCCGAUCGAAGAUCAAUUCCGCAUCAAUACUGCUACGACAGACAACAUGCCUGGCGGCCACGGCUUCCUACAAACGUCAGCAUCUGGUCACGUUCGUUUCGUUCCAUGUUGGCCAACAACAGAGCCAGACGACGAAACAUGUCCUGACCGUUUCGAAAGUGAUGUCUCACCUUUUGGAACUCAGUAUAUGACGAAUGGUCUUAGAACGUCUGAUGUUCUGGCCAUGCUACCACCUUCAAGCCUAUGCUCACGGCUGAAAGACAUAUACUUCGAGUCGUUUUCUCCUCUUUUUCACGUCUUGCAUGACCCUACUUUUCAUCAACAGUAUGCACGUUUCCAACAUGAACCAGAGUCGGUAUCUCCGGCCUGGCUUGCGUUACUUUUCGCUAUCAUCAGUACCGCUCUGAGUGCCUGCGACGCGAACAGUGACUUUCUGGAUGACCUGAGCAGGCGGCCAAGUGUUUCUGCAAAGAUCCGCGAUCUUUCUGAGAGAUACAGAGCAGCUGCAAUGCGGUGUCUCGAGAUGGACAACUACCUCUGGAGACACAAUAUUACAACCUUGCAGGCCUUGAUCAUUCUGAUAUAUGGCAUAAAUCACAGUCAUGGACAAAGCUGGACCUUACUGGGCUCUACAUAUCAUAUGGCACUCUCGCUGGGCUGUCAUAUAGACCCAGCGAGCUUCAACCUCAAUCUCGUAGAAUGCGAGGAGCGAAGGAGGUGCUGGGCUUGUGUCAUGAUGCUUUGCACGUUGCAAAAUACGUCAAUGCGGAACCUUGCACCACACUACAAUAGCUCUCAUUAUUCCGUACGUAUGCCAGCAGAUGUCAAUGACUUCGAUUUGACAGUUGACUCCACGUCGUUGCCGAUACACACCGGACGAGCGACUCAGAUGUCUUAUCUACUUCUCAAAUUUCGUCUCUACGAUAUUGGAAGCAGAAUUUGCUCCAGAGUGUUGAACGCCGCCACAGUUGAUCCUAGAGUCAUUACCGACUUGGACAACGCUUUGAUCCAAGAACGGGAUCUUUGGAGCUCGAUAUACCAGUAUCACUCACGACAAGAUGAGCUCUCAUCAUAUCACAAGAUACAUCUCAAGAUCUUGCACAGCUUUUCCCAUCAACUCGCAUUAUUGCUUCACCGACGCAUACUCAUGCAGGGAUCUCCGGACCCCGUCCAGCAGCAGCAUGCGCGAUUGAGGAGUACUGAGAGCUCACGAGCAUUAUUGGAAAUGCAUUCGUCUUUGCAUAACAAUCCCGAAUUUGGGCCUUUUCAGUGGUACAAUCGGGGAUUGGGUUGUUUUCACACAUUUCACGCGGCUGUAGUGUUGAUUGCUACGAUCUCCGAGUCGAGUGAACCAAAUGCCGAUCUAUCGGAUAACAUACGUUUGCUCAAGGACUGUGUUCGACGCUUCGAGGAUCUAGCAGAUCUAAGUCUGGUUUGUCAACGGGCCGCACCUAUACUUCGCCGUCUGCUUACCGGGCUGGGUCUCUCGAUGCAAACGGAAAACUCUGAGCUGGCGUCUCAAGCGCAGAUUGCAAUCUCGACUGACGGCACGGUACAAGCCUUAGUUAGUGCAGCUGACGACGCCAUGAGCGGACUGGAUCAAAUUUUUGAUCAUCUUGACCCUCAGCAGUGGCUUACGCCUUCAGCAGUGUCAUGGGGUCAUUGGGACUUACCGUUGGAUACGACAAAUGGAUCAUGA